UGGUGUUAACCCAGAGCAACAUGUAAUGGAUGAGAUGAGACCUGUAGAAGAGAGUCUUGCAUCUGUCCCCAGUCCCAAGCAAACAGAUGUAGAUGACAGCAGCUGUACAUCUAAAACCUUUACCUCUGUUGGAACACAGUGGGAAGACCACAUCUUCGAGGAGCAUUGUUAUAUUAAGAGACAACACAGUAUAACUUAUGUAAACCAGUCAACGCAGUGCGAUACAUUCAAGCCUCUAACUCUGAUGAAUGACUAUGACUCAAAUCUCUACACUGGGCUCCCUCUCCACACAUUUCAUACCCUUGUAGCUGUUCUGCGUCCCCAUGAGAAUCUGGCUUACCAGACUGAAAUUGAACAGCAAAUCUUGCUCACAUUAAUGAAGCUGAAAUUAAACCUGUUGAUAGAAGAUCUUGCCAUUCGAUUCCGUAUAUCAGUGAGUCAAGUGAGCAAGAUAAUUUCUUUUUGGAUUGACACCAUGGCUGCAGUCUUAAAGGAACUGAUACCAUGGCUCCCCAAAGAGACAAUCAGGGCCACAACACCAGAGGCAUACAAGCAACAUUAUCCCAAUGUUACCUGUAUCUUAGACUGCAGUGAAAGUGAAGUCCAAAGACCAGGGAACCUAGACUCAAGGUCUGAAUCAUACAGCCACUACUAUGCUUGCAACACCAUCAAGUAUUUAGUGGCUAUUGCACCAUGUGGUCUAGUAAUGUUUAUAUCUGCAGCAUGUGGGGGACGCUGUAGUGACAAAUUCAUCACGUGUGAUUCUGGCAUUCUCGAAUACCUCCAUCCAGGAGAUGAAGUGAUGGUGGACAGGGGUUUUUUGAUUAGAGACUUGUUGUUUGAAAGAAAAGUCAAUAUGAUAAUUCCUCACUUUGCCAACAAAAUGCAGCUAACAGAAGAAAAAGUCACAUGUAGUCGCAGGAUUGCAAAUGUAAGGAUACAUAUUGAACGUGCAAUUAGGAGACUGAAAGUAUACAAGGUGUUAUCACAAACCUUGCCUAUCACCCUUAUGCCAAAGAUAGAUAAAAUUCUGCGUAUAUGUGCAGCUUUAGUGAAUUUGCGUGGUGAUCUAAUCCGUGAAGCAGAUAAUUAAGUUAUUUUAAAAUGAAAUGUUGUCUUCUUCAACUCGCUCUCAUGAUUUAUUUUGAAGAAUGUUGGUAACCAGACAGUUGAUAGUAAUCAGAC
Molecule: messenger RNA, 1185 nt
Organism: Carassius carassius (crucian carp)
Lineage: Eukaryota; Metazoa; Chordata; Actinopteri; Cypriniformes; Cyprinidae
Exons: 1
Coding region: 26-1093 (355 amino acids)
Source: RefSeq, a predicted model, not a curated record